UUGGGAUAACAGGCACUUCCAGUCCCUGAGCAUAAAGUCAGUAGUAAGGUACCAGAGACAUGCAGCACCUCUUGUUUUUGCUGUCAAUAUCUUUAUUUUUGUACCAGAUCCAUGACAUAGGUGCAGAUGGCUGUGGCCCUUGUGUCAGGGAUGCCUGCAGAUCUGUCACCUGUGCAGUUCCUGAGCUGCUCACCAAAGAUGAUUGUAACUGCUGUGACCGGUGCCUCAGCAUAGAAGGAGAGGAAUGUGGUGGACGAGAUGAGACCAGAGCCCGGUGUGCUCCUGGCAUGGUCUGCGUGAGUCGGUCCAGUUUUAGAAGUGGAACUUCCUCAUUUUCUGAUGGAACAGGAUUUUGCUUGUGUGAAGAGGAUGGUGCUGUAUGUGGCUCUGAUGGAAGGACCCAUUCAAGUGUGUGCGCCCUACGUCUGCAGAGCUGGAAGACACAAAACCUAGGCAAAGGUUCUGUCCACAAGGUCCAUGAUGGCGAGUGCACAUUUGCUCCUGUGAUUACUGUGGCACCUAAAAAGAUUCACAAUGUGACUGGAGCCCAGGUUUAUUUAUCUUGUGAGGUAAAGGCAAUUCCAACUCCAAGCAUCUCCUGGAGAAAGGUUACGGAGUCUCAAAAGGGAAUAAGGCUGUUUGAAGAGCUUCCUGGAGACAGAGUCAAUGUUGCUGUUCAAGUUCGUGGUGGACCCUCUCGUCAUGAAAGCUCUAGUUGGGUUAUGAUAAAGCCAUUGACAAAAGAAGAUGAAGGAAAUUACCAGUGCCAUGCAGCUAAUAUGGUUGGAGAUGCCUUUGCUGAAGGGUCAAUCAAAGUUUCAGAACAUAGCAUACGCAGGAUGAAGAAGAACCAUCAUUCUAGCUCUGAGGUCAUUGUUUAAUCAGGCUUGAAGAGCAUUGGGUUUUUACAACAUUUUAAUUGCUUCAUUAUGUGUAAGACAUGUAGAAAUAGUUUUAUAUUGUUGUUCUGAUGUUUUUGUACAAUCUUUUAAAUAGAAAAAUGAGUUUAAUAAAAUUUCAUUACUAAAAACCAUUGGUGUAAAGAGGAGAAAAUAGUGGAUAAAAUAAAAAACUAGUGUUGGGCGCGAAUAUUCUAAUCGCGAAUGUUAAUCGCG
Molecule: messenger RNA, 1115 nt
Organism: Bufo bufo (common toad)
Lineage: Eukaryota; Metazoa; Chordata; Amphibia; Anura; Bufonidae
Gene: IGFBPL1
Product: insulin like growth factor binding protein like 1
Exons: 5
Coding region: 60-881 (273 amino acids)
Biological process (GO): regulation of signal transduction; regulation of cell growth
Cellular component (GO): extracellular region
Molecular function (GO): insulin-like growth factor binding
Source: RefSeq, a predicted model, not a curated record